Molecule: messenger RNA, 2937 nt
Organism: Orbilia oligospora ATCC 24927
Lineage: Eukaryota; Fungi; Ascomycota; Orbiliomycetes; Orbiliales; Orbiliaceae
Exons: 3
Coding region: 1-2937 (978 amino acids)
Molecular function (GO): protein binding
Source: RefSeq, a predicted model, not a curated record
AUGGCGUCGUGGUUGCAGGGCCUCGAGGAUGAUUGGAUAUCAGACGGACAAUUACCUGCAAAACUACAAACUAAGACACCAGUGCCCAAGAAUGCCUCGGCCAAACUUCACUCGAAACCCACCCCCCCUAAAUCUUUCAUCCCACGGCCUUCUUCUCGAAAAACACCCAUCGUCCCGAAGCACCUUGUCGAGAACUCAACUAUAUUACAGGAUGGCAGUCCCUCUGAAAGGCGUAAUAUCCCUCUCGUUCAAGAGCCGAGUCCGACUAUCACUCCCCAGGGUACUGUUCAGAAGCUUACCACAAACUUACGUCCUAUCAUUCUGGUAGAUGGUGGAAACGAGGAUUUAUUUAGCCCUACUCGCUUGGAAAGCCUCUUUGAACCCAUUUCCGACGGCUCGUGCACGUCAUGUUCUUCGGAAAACCUACCUUCCCAUCCUUCAGAGCAGCAGUCGGGUGGAGAUGCAUCUGGGAUAACCCAGGGCGAAGGCCUAAUGGAUGAGCAGUCGUCUGAGUCCUAUCAGCCCAACGAUAAAUCCGAAACCCAUGCUGCCCCGCACUUAAGCUCGAUGCUUGAGUAUGAGUCUGAAGACCCUCUUGAACGAUCGGCUUGGAACUCCACACCUCCGCCGUUUAUUGCUUGGCGGCCCACUGAAUCUUCAACAAAUCAAGAUACAUCUCUGUUUCGGGAAGAAGGAGAAGAAGGAGAAGAAGGAGAAGAAGGAGAAGAAGGAGAGGACCGAUCUUCAGUCAUCAGAGAUGAGGAGUACAUAAACAGUAUCUCCACCUCUGCAUUUUCCGAUCAGUCCCCGGGCCUAAAUGGGCUCCUCCAUUUUAACUCCAGAAGUGAAUUACCGAGACACUUUUACGGAAAUUAUGGGAAUCGCAGUUCUCGACAGCAUUCCCCGGAGCAGAGCGUUUUAUCACAUAACAACCAGUUAUAUUUCACUACGCCUGAUCGAAAAGUUCUCUGGCGCAUAAACUCCGAGGAUGCGUCUCUGGAGCUGCCAGGUACCAGCCCAAGAGAAUGCCCACCGCUGAAGCUGUUUUCAUCAGCCCCAAAUUCUUUUACCAAAACUGCAGUACAUGGACAGAUGUCCCAAAUUGAUCACGUCAACUCGCCAUAUGAUGAGAAGACUCAUUCUGAAACUUCGGGGCACCCUGAGACUUCUUUGGCCAAUCGGUCGAAGCGGCUCCUAGAUGGGACACCCGCUAGCGCCAAGAGGAUACCGGCUAAGGUACCGCCCAAAGAGGCACCGCGCUCUGAUUCUCUGCAUCCCCCAUCACCCGUCAAAGAGAGUCAGCCCAAGCGACAGAAGUUGAAUCUUUCUUCGAAUGGGGAAUUGACAGAUGUUGAUAGCGAAUCAACUAGUGAGGAAUUUGACAGCGAUGCGUCGGUAGUACGGAAUCCGAGCGCUCGAAUAGCGCGCACGAUUGCAGGAUUCGAGCCGCAGGAAUCGACGAGCAAGCUGUUAAUCGAGCCCGAAAUUGACUUUUCACGAUCGCCACACCCGAAUUUCCUUUCAGACCCACACUCCGCAUUCACCCGUGCUGCUAGCCUUCACUCGUUGAAUGUUAUUUUAGCUUCCAAAGUUAAGCAUAUGAUGCCAAGGAAGGUCGGGAGUAUGGUCUUUGACGAGGAGCGGCAAGUUUGGCGACAUGAAAAUGACGUCAUAGAUUCUAUGAGGCGAGAUCUGUUGAUGGAUCUGACGGUGGGAGAGAGGUCGCCGCCGGUGCUCGAACGGGAAGAUCCGUUCGAAGAAAUAUCUGAUCUAGCCACGAGCUUAAGCUCACGGCUUGUGCUGUCGCACGAUCAAAAGGGGGUUGCUGAGACGGCCCCUCCUUUAUUUAAUAGCUCUGGAUUUUCUACGGGUCAGAGUAGAAACCCAGAUUCGGGCAUUGCUACAAAAUCCUCAAAGCUUAUAGAACCGGAACUUUCCGUUGGGGAUACUUCGCCGACCCCUAGGGAAGGUGUUCGUCCGAUUUCCCCUAAUAUUGAUCCCAAGAAAGGCAACAAUCAAAGGGCUUUGGGCGCAGAUGGCAUUCGGCAUCUAGACCACGAGCAGUCGAGUGGAAAGGAUAGGGUCGGAGAAACGUAUCGUGGGACAGUCGAUCAGGGAGCGGGGGCAUCAUGUUUGGAUACAACAACUCCGACUGCAGUCCCCCCGACCAUCAAUGGGAGCUCCCUUGUGGUUCCUCAGACCCAGAACACCCCUUGUCAGUCCCUGAGGCAAUAUACAAUAUCGGUGCAGGCAAACGGCGCCCCACUUAACCGAACAAUGUUAAGCAUGAGAAAGCCCGAGUCAUCAUUUUGGAACACGCCUUUGACAGAUAUUACCUAUCAUUUUCUCGAAGCUGAUAGUCGGAUGCAAUCGGGGUUCCCGCGAGGUUACCAUUCCCGUAACAGUAGACAGCUCCGAAAGUUCCCUUCUGACAAGACUUCUUUAGCUCUAAAGAGCAUGGUACGCCAUCUUACUGACAACGAUAUGUUUGGUCCCUACUGGGACCAGAAUAAAGCAUUACAAAUUCAGAAACAGGGACUAGAGCACCUCCAAGAUCUCGCCUCAUUCCAUCCGAACCUCGUGGAAGUCAACCUUGAACACAACCAGCUCACACACUUGACGGGUAUGCCUUCUACAGUCCGGGACCUCAAAGUUGCAGGAAACCUUCUUUCAAGCCUCACCGCAUGGGCGCACCUUACGAAUAUACAAUUUCUUGACUUAUCUUCAAACCGACUUGAUAAUCUUUCAGGUCUUUCGGGUUUAAUCCAUUUACGAGACCUCAAGGCGGACAAUAAUCAGAUCACAUCACUAGAUGGGGUAUUGCAUCUUGAUGGCCUUGUCAAGCUACGGCUUAGACUGAAUCAUAUUCGUGGCGUAACUUUUGGAACGUCCAACUUGUUCGUUGGCUACCUUCCUUGGACUCCACAGAUUGCCUAG